GAUUCGAUGGACUGGAACAGCUUCCUAUCCGAGCCAUGUUCACUCGUAGUAACACUUGAGAGUGGUAACCCGUGUAUGUAACAUAACCACACCCACUGGACACCGGACAGAGGCUGACGCUGACGACACAUACUGAUCCGUCCCAUGCACGCUUUUUGACACUAUAAAUAACGAUAAACUCUUCAAAUUUAACCCUUCCAUCUCACAGAAAAGAAAACCCUUUCUUCUGAUCAAUGGAGGAAAGAGGAGAAUCAUCUUCUUCAGCCAACCCAUCUGAUGAAAUAUGGGCCAAGCUUGUUCCGUCUGAUGAGAGAUAUUCAGAUGUGGAGAUAAGGUCAGAUGAAAAAGUAAUAACUUCGGAGAUAUCAACUACUUCUAAUGACAAACAUAGCUGGUGCAAAAUAGUAAGGAAUCCUGAUCUAUGUUCAGCCACAAUGGAAAACAAAAGUCAAAAUACAAUACUUGUUGAUGGAGCUGAGUUACACAGUGAUGAUACCAUUGUCAUUAAGGAUGGAAGUCAAAUUAUCCCACGUCCUGAUAGAGAAGGAUUCGUCAGCUACAAAUUUCAUAUAAUGUCUAGCCCAAAUAUCUGCCAGAGGCAGCUAAAGAUAUGUGUAGAUGUUGAUCAUGCAAAGUGUAGCAUUUGCUUAAACAUAUGGCAUGAUGUUGUUACUGUUGCUCCAUGCCUUCACAAUUUUUGCAAUGGUUGCUUCUCAGAGUGGUUAAGGAGAUCAAAAGAAAGACAUUCAGCUGUACUUUGUCCUCAAUGCAGAGCACUUGUUCAGUUUGUUGGAAGAAACCACUUUCUGCGUACCAUUGCUGAGGAUAUGCUAAGGGCUGAUUCUUCACUAGGACGCUCGCAUGAUGAAGUUGCACUUUUAGAUACUUAUGCUUUAGUACGAUCAAACCUUGACCGGAGUACGGGACAGACGAUUAGAGCCGGAUCUGAAUCACAUGGUCUCUACUACCUUCAGCCUUCUACCUCUACCAUAUGUGCAUCUAUUGAGUCUCUUGGUUUAAUCCACCUUCGCCUGGGUCAUCCAAGCUUGAAUAAAUUAAAGAAAAUGGUCAUUGGAUCUGGAAAGAAGAGUCGAAAGAGGGCCUAUGCAUCACUGGAUGAUCAAAGCGAUGGCACAGACCAUCAGUGCCCACAGUGUGUUACUGAAGUUGAUGGGUUUCGUUGCGUACAUGAUACUGUUCAUCUCCAAUGUCAAGCAUGUGGAGGAAUGAUGCCUUCCCGUACUGGUUUUGGCAUUCCUCAGUAUUGUUCUGGAUGUGAUAGACCUUUCUGUGGAGCUUAUUGGCAUGCUCUAGGGGUAACUGGGAAUGGCUCUCACCCUGUUUGCUCCCAGGAUACUUUAAAAACUAUCUCAGAACACUCUAUUUCGAGAAUCCCAUUGUUAGCACAUGAAAAGAAUCUACAUGAACAGAAUAUCACUGAUAGUUGCAUUAGACAAAUGGGGAGGACAUUGCCGGAUGUGAUAUCAGAGUGGAUAGCAAAGCUGGACAACAGAGAAAUUGAUAGAACAGGAAUGAUGCUGAAUAACGCUGAGAUGAUUACUGCUCGAACUUUUGUAUGCCGUGAUUGUUAUCACAAGUUGGUGUCAUUUCUCCUGUACUGGUUUCGCGUCUCUAUACCCAAACAUCUUCUUCCACCAGAUGCAUCAGCAAGAGAAGAUUGCUGGUAUGGAUAUGCAUGUCGGACACAGCACCGUAGUCAAGAGCAUUCUCGGAAAAGGAAUCAUGUGUGCCGUCCCACCAGAGGCUCAAACAUGUGACUAAUGUAAACGUUUUUCUUUCAUGUUCGACUAGUGUACUUUAUCUUCUCCUUUUGACAAAAACAAAGUGUUGUGUCAAUUGCAAUUUUCCUCUUAUUGGUUGCAA
This is a messenger RNA of Cajanus cajan (pigeon pea), 1884 nucleotides long. RefSeq names its product RING/U-box superfamily protein. Gene Ontology annotation, biological process: ubiquitin-dependent protein catabolic process; protein ubiquitination; mitotic cell cycle checkpoint signaling. Gene Ontology annotation, cellular component: nucleus. NCBI's taxonomy places the organism in Eukaryota, Viridiplantae, Streptophyta, Magnoliopsida, Fabales, Fabaceae. The record is from RefSeq and is a predicted model, not a curated record. Gene Ontology annotation, molecular function: ubiquitin-protein transferase activity; metal ion binding.